Melanotaenia boesemani (Boeseman's rainbowfish) is the source of this 5777-nucleotide messenger RNA. Its product is annotated as sterile alpha motif domain-containing protein 9-like. The record is from RefSeq and is a predicted model, not a curated record. The transcript is spliced from 5 exons. Gene Ontology annotation, molecular function: protein binding. The coding region runs from base 665 to 5173 and encodes 1502 amino acids. NCBI's taxonomy places the organism in Eukaryota, Metazoa, Chordata, Actinopteri, Atheriniformes, Melanotaeniidae. Gene Ontology annotation, cellular component: cytoplasm.
CUCAUUUUCACCCAGUAAAACCUAUUACCACGCUGCCACACCUCCAUCAGACUUUCCAGGUUUCCAAACCAGAUCAGUGGAAGGAAUGAACACAGGAUUUCUUUAUAUCAGUUAAAGGUGCAGAGUUUAUGACCACAAGGACUUUAAUGAAGCUUUAAAACAUGUAUGGUUGUUUUCUGUAAAAAAAAUGUUUAAAACCAUGUAAUUAUUCACAAGUAAUGUUUACUUCAGUUAGAAAUGAACUGAUAGACAGCGCCUGUGAUGUGAGUUACAGGAAAUCUGUCAGUAGGUAGGUUUCAGUGAGUUACCACACCCUGUUGCUUCAGUUUCAUUUUCUCUGAAUACCACGCCUCCAUUUCUUCUGCUUUCCUCCGAUGUCACUGAUCUUCACUUCUACAUUUUCUCUGUGAGCAUUAAGAUUUUUACCUAAAGAUCGUCGGUAGUUGGGCUGGGUCAGAAGUUUAACCAGCCUGCAGUGGUAAGUUGGAUACAAGUCGUAGUUAUCUUUCAACAGAAGGAGCCUCACCACCUCUGUUUUGAAAGCAGAUAGGAAAACAUCCAUCUGCAGCUGAAUCAAGAGUUAUGAAAAACUACCCAACUGUCACAUGAUCAGGAAAAUUAAGCAUCAGUAAUUUCCUUUUGUGGAGAGGAAACCAGAGCGGUCAUGGCUGAUCACGGAGAGCUCGAAGAGGGGGAUCUGCCACCGGACAUUAAGGACUGGAAUAAUCAUCAAGUAAGAGAAUGGGCUCUGAAGUUGGAACUUGGUGUGGAGUCCUCAGUUGCCGACAUAUUGUUUAGACAAGAUAUCAAUGGUCCUAGUCUUUUGCUUUUAGAUACAACAGACUUAAACAACAUGGGUGUGACUUUUGGGCCAGCAAAGCUUCUCCUUCAUGCCAGAGACGAGAAAUUAAAGAGAGAAGAGUUAACUGAUCCUACAAUGCAACCUGGAAAACCCUGCAAGCCCUAUCCGUUCUGUAGAUACCAUGAUACAUUUAGCUAUGUAGAGAGCAGCAUUCUUGAUGUUACAGAAUCAGGGGCCUCUGACUUUAUUGAACCGUGCCACGAGUAUAAAGCUUUCAUCAAUACCCCCGAUGAAGCUAAACUACUCAAGUUCACAACUGAGGUAAUUCGUUUUGCAGCUGCCUGCAUGAAUAGUCGCACCAAUGGCACCAUACAUUUUGGAAUAGGGGACAGGCCAGACUUCAUCCAUGGUCAGGUGUUAGGAGUUGUUUUUGAGGACAAAGAAUCUUAUGGAAAAGAGCUAAAAUCAGCCAUUGAUAGUUGCUUUGAUAAGCACAAAAGUGCUGCUCAGAUGUGCAUCAAACCUCCUCGAUUUGUUGAGGUUCUCAACAAGAACACCACAUCAUCUGACAAAAGUGUGAUUGAAGUGGACAUUGUUCCUGAGUCCACAAUCUGUGAAGAAAACAUCUACAACACCUACAACACAAAAAAAGGCAAGAAAAAAGCAAAAGACACUGAGUCACAACCAUCAAAGUGUUUUUAUGUCCGAGAUGGUGGUAGCAGCAGGGACCUUCUGGCAUCAACCAAACCAAUGGAAGAGUUCAACAAGUUUGUAGACAGCAUGAGUCACUUAUCACAGCUCCGCAAAAAUGCAGAAGAGAAGCACCUUACUGUGAUAAAAAGGAGUACUCAAGGCUCCAGACUGAGUCAGAUGAUCACUGGUGGCACUUUGUCUUUAGAUAAAUCCCACUUUGAGCGAUAUGUGAUUGUGACCAACAAGUCCCAUCCAAGCCACUUUGAAUGUCUGGGAUUUCUUAUAGAGCUCAACCCAACAGCUGUUUUAGACUUUGAUCCAAAAUCAGCUGAACAUGGAUUACAGAAUUACUUCGACCAGCAGAGCACAGUUAACCUUCAUUUACCAGCAAACUAUAAAAUCACAGAGGGAGUUGAGGAUAUUGCUAAAAAGUUGAAAUUAACUCGAAACACCAGCUGGGUGUUUUGUAAUGGAGGUACUGAGCACGAGGAACCCUCAGAGACUAACCAGUGGUUGAUGGAAAAGGGAGCCUCUGUGAGAGAUGUGAUUUCCUUCCUCUGUCGUAAAGAUGUGCUUCCAAACAAGAGGUUCCUUGUCAUUUUCUUACUGUUUUCAGCAGUGAGGGAGAGAAUGGACCCUCUUGUUGAAACUUUCAGUACAUUCCUGCAAGAGCUCAGAGGCACUGAACAAAUCCUCUGUAUAUUUGAGAACGAAAAAGCAUUUACCUGCUGGAGGGGCCUCAUUGAGGCUCGAUGUGGAAUCAACAUCUCUGGUAGAUGCAUAUAUGAGCUCAGUUUUUCUGAAGUCAAUGGCACAAUCCUUAGUCUGUGGUCGAAAAACCGCAGAGCCAUCCGUUUUCUACCCUGUGGUGGUGGAGCAAAAGUGCCUCUUGAGAAGAAAGUAGAGCGUAGCUUGAGCACCUUAGAGGUCCUAUGUGUGAACCAAUGUGAUGGAGGAAAUGAGGACAGAAUCGCUAUAGAGGAGAACUUCUACAAAGGAGGAAAAGUGUCAUGGUGGAAUUUCUAUUUCUCAGAGCAGCCUGGAUCCACACCGUUUAUAAAACGAGACAUGUUUGACUACAUCAUGGACACAGUCAUACCUGACUUGUGUUCCCUGAGAAAAGCAUGUGUGCUGAUCAACCUCAGACAUGUACCUGGAUGUGGUGGAACAACUUUGGCCAUGCAUGUAUUAUGGGCCCUCCGACACAGAUUUCGCUGCACUGUCCUCAAGAACAGCAAUUCUGACUUUGUUGAAGUAGCCGAGCAAGUGGUCACGCUUUUAAUGCAUUACCACGAGGAGCAAACACCAAAGAUCCCUGUUUUACUGAUGAUAGAUGACUUUGAUGAUUUGGAAAAGGUACAUGACUUGAUGCAGCUCAUUGAAAAAGAAUGUGCUCAGAAAGACAUUCAGUCCAAGUCUGCACAGGUCAUUCUCCUGAACUGCAUGAGGUCCGAGUCCUCUGAGGUGACUGAACCAACUGCAGAUACUGUCUUCAUUGGAAAUGAUCUCUCUGAGAAGGAACAGAAGAUGUUUGAGGAAAAACUGGUAGAAAUAGAGAAAACACACAGAAAUGCUGAAACAUUCUAUGGUUUCAUGAUCAUGAAGAAGAACUUCAAGUCAGAGUAUAUUCAAGGUGUGGUCCGCAACACUCUGAAAAGCUUCCACAUGAACCAGAAACAUGCCCAGCUCUUGGCUGUUUUGGUUUUGUUGAAUGUGUACUGCAAGAGUUCCUCUCUCUCCGUGUCUCUGUGUGAAGACUUUCUUGACCUUCAUCCAAAACCUGUUUGUGGAAAAAUCAAAGUUGAAGAUGGAUUUGGGAAAUUUUCCAACUUCAUUGCCAGCUGCUCAGUUGAAGGGAAGGUAGUUUUCCAAGCUGUGAAAAUAAUCCACUCAAGUAUUGCAAGGCAGUGUUUGCAGGAACUUACAACAACACACAAUGUGACAAAAGCUGAAAUUAGCGACCUUCUGCUGACCACAGACCAGCUUUACGAGAGCACACAAGGCAAAGGGAAUCUCCUCCAAGAUGUUCACCACAUUUUGGUUAGGAGAAUUUUCUCAAAAGAGGAAUCUCAGUUCUCUCCUCUCAUUCAAGAUAUUGCAACUGAAACGCCUGGACUGGAAGAGAAGGUGCUAAACAGUGCAUCAAAAAGAUUUAAGAAAGAUGCUAUCAUCUUUCAGUUGCUGGCCAGGUACUACUACCUAAAGAAGAAGGAUUUCUCCGAGGCUAAAUUUUGGGCAGAAAAAGCAAAAGAGCUUUCCAGAGACAGCUCCUAUAUUGCAGACACAUCAGCACAAGUUCUUAAGCAUGAGUUGAAACACGCCAUUGCAAACUGCACGCCAGAGUCUGUUAACCCAGAAAACAUAGAAAAGUUUCUGAAAAUGGUUCAGUCAGCAUUGGACGCAUUUCGUCAAGCACAGACCCUUGCAAAGAAAGAGUCCCUUCAGCGAUUAAAUGUCAAAACAGAUAACUGCCCUUUCAAUACUUCGGGGUGCCUAGGAGAAGUCCAGGUUGGAGUACUCGUCAUUGAAGUACUCAGAAAGACCCCUGUAUUUACUGAUGACACUGUCCGCCAUGACAUAAUGAGCCAGGUUCUCAGUGGAGACGUUAAACUUGAGCAAGUCGAAAGAAAUGAUCCACGACGCAAUAAAAACAGAAACUACUAUGUCCUUCUGAAGAAGUUUGAAGAUCUACUUUCCAGCCUGAAGUAUAGGAUGAAGUUGAACAUUGACUUCCUUGACAAUCUGUAUGUGAAUCUAGGAACCAGAUUUGGGAUGAAAGACAGUCGUGAGCAAGUGGCCCAAAAUGAGCUUGUCAGGUGUUUCAGACAGUAUGCAGUGGUUUUCUGCAGAACCGCAUCUCGUUUUAAGAGUGAAGAGUUAAAUAUAAAGAUGACUCUCUUCCAGAAGAGACAGUUCCUGGAGAAUAACAAAGCUGAUACGUACUCUGGGAUUCUGAAUUAUCUCUCAGAGGACAACUCCGCUGCAAUGAUGGAGAAAAUUGUCAGAUGUUAUCAGUUUGUUUGCGGUCAACAAAAACCAGAUGCAAAGGAGAGGAUCAACUUCAUCUAUGCCAAUGUUGUGUUGAGUUGUAUCAAACUGGAAUCACAAUGCGUUCUGCCAUAUCAAAAGCUGCUAGACCUCCUCAACCAAGUUCUGCGUGAGCAAUAUUCUUUACGUGACUGUUUGCCACUGAUGUUCAUCACUGUUGUGCUUUUGUGGCCACAGCUGCAAAGUCAGAAAGAUAUGAAUCUGGGAAGGUACAUCUCACAGAUGAAGACCUCGUAUCAUGAGGCGAUGAAGGAAGUGUACAAUGGCAAGAGUCCCAUUGUCCAUUUCCUGUUAGGGAAGAAACGUGGCUAUGAGCGACUGGUGCACGUUGAAGAAAUCAAGAAGUGCAUCAUGGUUGGGCAGGAGGACUUUUCUUCCAGGUGGGGCAAUGGCAAAAUAUGGAAAGACAAAAACGUGAAGGAGCUCCUUUGGAGGGUCACAGGCGAGGUGAAGAAUAAAACUGGGAGGACUGGGAUAAUGGCAGAAACAUGCUUCUCAGAUCUGAAGGUUGAAGUGGCUCCGAUGUAUCGAAGUCAGAUCAGUGGAUAUGCUGAGGGAUCCAAAGUGUCAUUCUUUGUUGGCUUCUCAAUGAAAGGCCCUCUUGCACUUGACAUUGAGCUUGAACGUUAAAGGAGCCCUUUCAUGCUGAUCAUGGCUCCAUCGGUCUCAUUCAGUGGUAGGAUUUUUCUGAAAUACACUUUUUGGUUAUAAAAGAAGUAUAAUCUUACUGUCAAGCUCUCAAUUUUUUUUUUCACUGUUACACAUGAUUCUGUUUUUGGGGAAAUAAAAGAGAAAGUUUGUUUUCUUAAUUAUCUUUUUUUUCAUGUGAUCAAUAGUUUUAGUAUAGAUGUAUGAAUUGAACAUUUAGAACCAUCUAUUUGACCUGUAAUCAUUUUACAGUAUAGAUGUAUAUUUUUGAUUCUUGCUUCCAUUAUUCAUUUGAAUGAAAUACAAACUCCCUCUCUUACUGAGAUAAACGUUGACAGAGGGUCUGAAUGUUUUCAUUUUAUUUUAUUAGUUAUAUACGAAUGUUACAAUGACUUAAAAUGUAAACUUUUAUCUUUUGUUAUUAUGUAUUAGAAUAUGAAUGUUUUUCUUUUACAUUCCAUGAAUAACAAGCAUGAACACAGAGUUUUGUUAACCUUUUCUUUCAAAGAUUACUUUGCUGGUAUUCAUAGUUGCAUAGUUGAAAGAAAAAUGUGUCAGUAGGCUAUAAAUCAAUAAAACAUUUUCU